Molecule: messenger RNA, 1461 nt
Organism: Raphanus sativus (radish)
Lineage: Eukaryota; Viridiplantae; Streptophyta; Magnoliopsida; Brassicales; Brassicaceae
Product: transcription factor MYB8
Exons: 4
Coding region: 167-928 (253 amino acids)
Source: RefSeq, a predicted model, not a curated record
AAAAAAAAGACAUUCCCACUGCUCACUCUCUUGAGACUAUUCCGCUAAAAGUAAAAAGAAGAGAGAGAAGGAGACUUGCUUUCAAGUCCAGUAUUUAUCUUAUUUUAAGACUGGUCUUUCCGUGAGGUUAUGAACGUGACAGUAGGAUUAGUCGGACUGAGAAAAAAUGGGGAGGAAGAAGUGGGUCGACGGCGACGGGAUGAAGAAAGGAGAGUGGACGGCGGAGGAAGAUCAAAACCUUGUCGCUUACAUCAACGAGCAUGGGGUCUCUGAUUGGCGUUCUCUCCCAAAAAGAGCUGGUUUGCAGAGAUGUGGAAAGAGCUGCAGAUUAAGGUGGCUUAAUUACCUAAGGCCUGGGAUUAAAAGAGGCAAAUUCACUCGUCAGGAAGAAGAAGAGAUCAUCAAACUUCAUGCUGUCCUCGGAAACAGGUGGGCAGCCAUUGCGAAGGAGAUGGAUAAUCGAACAGACAACGACAUCAAGAACCAUUGGAACUCUUGUCUCAAGAAAAGACUGCUGAGGAAAGGAAUUGACCCGAUGACCCACAAGCCCAUCAUCAAUAACCUCACCGUCACGACCACUAACGAAGAAUGUGGUAGCUCUUCAACGACUACGUCGUCUUCUACCUCCUCACCUUCUGGCUCGGCUUGUCUCCUGAACAAGCUAGCCGCAGGUAUCUCAUCUAGACAACAUGUUCUCGGCAGGAUUAAGGGCAUAUUGUUGGAGCCGAGAAUCACAAGCAGUGAUCAAGAUGAAAAAGAAGAGUUAAAAAGGGAUCACAAGAUUGGUGGUGCUGAAGAAGAUGAUGAUUUUCUGAUAUGGGAGGAUGAAGAAGUUAGGCGUUUUAUGGAGACUGACGAUAUGGAGUACGAGACGACGCCGUACAUCUCUCUCUUUUACGAAGUAUCGCACCUUUCACUCGGGGGAUGACUGGCCUUGGACUCUAGGGCCGUGCCGUUCUUCUUUGGCGGUGGUCGCGGGCUAUUAUGGGUUCCCUUGGAGCGCUCGAGCGGUUUGUUUGUUUCGAUUCGUGGUUGGAGGCCUUCGGAUGGGUGAGGUAUCGAGUAUUCUCGUUGACGCUCCCCAAAGCUUAGGCGAAUGAGUGGAAGUCGCUGAAACCUUAUUCCUCUAAUAUAGUCGUUGGAGGUGGGUUCGGUGGUUGUGGUCAAAUCCCGGUAGUGUCCGGUGGUCAAUUGAUUUGGUUUGUUCUCGUGUUGACUCGUGGAAUCGGUCAAUACGGUGGUGGCUCGUGUCUCGGUGAAUCCAUUUGUCUGGUGACUACGGCGGAGCGACGUAUAUCGACCCCGGCGGCGUGGUCAAGCCGUUUGUGUGGAAGACGAUUCCCGUCCUUGCCACGCGUCUCUCUCUUACGCCCUUUGCAUAACACGUGGUAUGGAGGGAUCUGGUCGGUCACAUGUUUUCUUUGGACUUGAAUUUUGGUUGUUUGUAGUUUGGGUUUUUGG